Alternaria burnsii is the source of this 2358-nucleotide messenger RNA. RefSeq names its product amino acid transporter. Bases 1 to 2358 code for a protein of 785 amino acids. Gene Ontology annotation, cellular component: membrane. The transcript has 11 exons. Gene Ontology annotation, molecular function: transmembrane transporter activity. Lineage: Eukaryota; Fungi; Ascomycota; Dothideomycetes; Pleosporales; Pleosporaceae. The record is from RefSeq and is a predicted model, not a curated record. Gene Ontology annotation, biological process: transmembrane transport.
AUGAUGGCGCCAUCUCUCUUUGUUUCUUUUCAUCACCCUGUCCCGCGCCAACCCGGAAGCAGCGCGGAUGUCGGUCCGUUCGUCAACGUGGUGACCUGGAUUCUCUUGAUCACUUCCGCUUUGGCGGUCCUGACUAGGCUUAUCACGAAGCGUGCACUCAGGAGGAGCCUUGAUUUUGACGAUGCGUUCGUUCUGCUUGCUUUGCUUGCGAGUAUAUGCUCUGGUGCAUCGGUCAGCGUGCAGAUCGACAGUGGCCUUGGACGAGAUAGUCAUGUGUUGACUGAGCGUCAGAUUGUGGUGUAUCAGCAAGCGGAAUAUGCGAACAAGCUGCUUUACGUCGCAACAUUAUGUUUCGCGAAACUAUCCAUUAUCUCGCUACUGAUGAUUCUGACUGAGUCAAAACUGCAUCGGAAUCUAGGCUUGGGUUUAACUGGAUUCAUCGCAUUGUGGAGCGCGCUUUCCGAGGUCGUAUCGGCUUUCCAAUGUGGCGCUAUAGAGCCGUGGCGCUUCCUUGUUAGGGGAGGAGAUUGCUUUAAUCUGGCUACCUUCUGGCAGACGGUGGGUGUCGUCAACAUAGUGACAGAUUUGGCCUUAAUACUGUUCCCAGUACACGUCAUCAUGACGCUACAGAUGAGCACGAGUAAGAAGAUCACUAUCCUGACAUUCUUUGGUGCGCGGUCACUGACAAAGGUUAUCAUGGAGAAGCAUAUUGACCUGCAGACGUUCGACCAUGAGAUUCUGCGGCAAAGGGGGAGAGGCUCCAUGUCAGAAGGGAAAGGCCCUAAAUUCGAUCGCGACAAGUAUGAGUUGGCGAGGGUGGGAAAGGAGCAAGUACUGAAGCGCCGCUUCGGACUGGCGUCAAUGACUGGACUCUCGUGUGGAUUGAUGUGUACUUGGGAGACCUUGCUUGUCAUCUUCUCUAUAGGCUUCGCGAAUGGCGGCCCUGCUGGUCUCAUCUACGGUUUCAUACUUAUAUGGCUGGGUAACUUCUCCGUCUUCGUCUGUAUAGGCGAGCUUGCCAGUGCAGUUCCAACUGCUGGUGGACAAUACCAUUGGGUUUCCUUGUUGGCGCCACGGUCGAACAAGAAGUUCUUCAGCUAUCUGACUGGCUGGCUCACUGUCGUUGGUUGGAUAGCAGCUCUUACUUCCGUGUGUUACUUCGUUGCGGACCUGAUUCUCCAACUGGUCAGUCUGAAUGAUCUUGACAGAACCUAUACUCGAGAAGGAUGGCACGGCACUCUUCUCCUUUGGGCCAUACUACUGUUAUGUGUCUUCAUCAAUGUCUUCAUAAGCGGAGCACUUCCUACCAUCGAAGUCGUUGUAUUGAUUGUCCACGUUCUUGGCUUCUUCGGCAUUCUGGUGCCACUGGUAUAUCUGACUCCUAUCCACAACUCUGCUAAGCAGAUUUUCACGACAUUUCACAACGAAGGUGCUUGGAACACACAAACUCUAGCCUUCUUUGUCGGGCUUCAAGGUAAUGCUUUGGCAUUUGUUGGAACGGAUUCAGUUGUCCACAUGGCUGAAGAGGUCAAGAACGCCAGUACCGACGUCCCUCGCUCGAUGCUUCUCAGUCUUGUCGUAAACGGUACAUUAGCACUAGGCAUGCUUUUCGCUGUUCUCUUCAGUGCACACGAUAUCCCAGCAUUGCUUGGCGAUCAAAAUGCCGCAACCGCGCCCUUCCUCCGCAUCUUCAAAGACGCUGUCGGAUCCGAGGCUGGUGCUACUGUCAUGGUUGCCAUCAUCGUUCUCCUCGAAUUUUGUAGCGCAAUGGGAUGUUUGGCCGCUGCAUCUCGUAUGACUUGGUCUUUUGCUCGAGACCGUGGUCUUCCUUUCUCGCGUGCUCUCAGUGUGAUUGACAAGCGCAGCACAAUUCCCAUAGUCUCCAUCCUAGCCGUCACGGUAUCUACCGCCCUCCUGGCUCUGAUCAAUAUCGGCAAUAGCGCUGCUUUCAACGGGACGAUAUUCGUCGUCCUGGAAGGUUUCUACCUCUCCUACCUUCUCGCAAUCGGUCUUCUCCUCUGGCGCCGGCUCCGUGGGGACCUAGAGAAUCCUGAGUCUUCGCUCACCAUCUUCAAUGAAACCCAAAUCGACGAAGCUUACGAUGGCAGCCUGACCUGGGGUCCUUGGCGUCUAGCAGGGGCGUGGGGUGUGGCCAACAACGUCGUCGCCAUUUGCUAUCUCACCUUGAUUAUCUUCUUCAGUUUCUGGCCAAGCGAGGUCAGCCCCGAUCUUGUGCAUAUGAAUUGGGCAGGUGUCGUAACCGGGUCGGUUGCCUUGUUCAGUGUGGCGUACUAUCUUCUCUUCGCAAAGAAGUCGUACAUUGGACCAAUUGUGGAAGUGGGUCCACAUGCAUUGUAA